AUGAGCGAUACUUAAAAUCACUUUAACAAUAGCUAAAGUAUUUCCAAGAUCAACCUAGAUCACUCCAACAGCAUAGCAAGUGCAGAGAGUUCAAUGAUCAAAUCGUGGAUUUCGCUUAAAGAUAUCAAGAAAAUGGUAAAUCCUUCAAAAACCAAUCAUCAGGAUGCUAUUAAAAACCUCUCCAAUAAUAUAAAAACUAACAAUAGUCGUGAUCUGCCACUGUAGAUAAAUUCUAAAAGAAAUCUGAAUUUAUAAAUGCAAUCUUAAAAACAAAGCAGUGGGAAAAAGGAAGCUAGUAACUCUAAUAAGAAAACAAAGCUUCCAUUUUCAAAUACUGGUAGAAGCGAUAUCACGAAUAAGGAAAAUAAGAGUGAGAAGAAGGACAAAAAUAUUGAGGGAGGAGCAUCAACUAGAAAGUAGAAUUUGUUUAGGAAUACUAGCUUUGUCAAGAGUUUUAAAAAUAGUGAGAAAGUCAAUUCAUCGAUUAAUUUUAAACUUAAACAACUAGAAAUAGAUAUCUCUGAUUAGAAUCAACUGAUAGCCAAUGACUCAAUGUUAAUUGAAGAUAACAAUGCAUUAAUCAAUCAAAGUAAUUAAUUGAACUGUUUGCUUGAUACUUAUGAUAAAGACCUAGAGAUCUUCUAGGAGCAUGUUGAGAAGGUCAAAUAACACCUAGGAGUUAGUACCUACACCGGUUAAAGCUCAACUCAAUCUAGAUAGCAGUUAAGCUCUAAGUCUUUGAAUAGACCAAGAGCGCUACAAGAGAACCUUAGCCUAUAUCAUCAACUUUCAAGCAAUCUACCCUACUCUAGACCAACAACUACUACUGGAGAAACAUAGAUGUCGAAUAUUCAAACAACCAAUGAAGCUACUGAGAGAAGAGGGGAAUCAAAGCAAAUAUUCAAAUUAUAAAAUGAACUACAACUAUUAAACGAGUUAUAUUAUGAAGAGAAAUAGAAAAAUGAGGAAUUAGUGGCAAGGUUAAAAGUUCAAGAAUUCUAGAUAGAAGAUCUUCAAAUAGAAAAACAAGAUAUAAUUGGAAGACUAUAACUUGUUGAGAAUGAGCUUGAUGCUUAGAAAGAGAUUAGUAUGGAUAUGAAAGAACAGUAUGAAGAAAUGAUAAAUGAGCUUAAGAGUCAAAUAAGAUCACUCCAGAUCAUCAAGAAAAAAGAGAAUACAGAAAACUUUAACUAGCAAAAUCUGAUAUUUUCAGGUAUAUCACUGGAUAAAGUAGAGUCUGUACUUGAAUCUGCUGAUUUCAAUAAAAAUUCAGAUUAGACAGUCUAAGAAAUGGGUAAUUAAAAUGUGUCUAAAGCACAUGGCAAUAAACACAUGGAUAUUCUUAAAACAUUAGUUAAGAAUGUAAGUUAUCAAAACAAAUCAAAUAGCUUCAUAAUAGCCAAUAAUAAGAAUAAUCUUGAGACAAACAUGCACCCAGGAAGGAAGGGAAUAAAGGAUUCAAUGAUUGAUUAAUCAUCUGUUAAUGCUUCAAAUCCCUUGAUAACAUCAGACUGCUAUUAAAACUCAGAUAUCUCAGCUUCACUAUCUCAGUACGAAAAUUAAAAUACUAAAUUCUUGAAGCAUGUCAAUAAGUCUAAGAUUGGUAGUUUCAAUUAAAAUGCUAGUGUUUUAGGCUAGCAAUAGAAACCUAACUCGAAAUCUUUUAAGCUAAAUAAAAUGAUGAAUCAUAGUUCUUUAGUUGAGGGAGACGACUCUUAAAUUUGUGAAGAAGCAGAUGUUAAUGUGCAGUAGAUUAAGACAAGUCAUUUUAAUAUCAAGAAAGUUGAGGAGCAUUUGAAGGGGGAAAACUAUUUAAAUGAAACUGGAAAUGAUCAAAAAAGUCCUAUUGAAGACUAAAUAAAUUCUAUCAUUCAUCAAAUAGAUGGCUAUUUAUUGACUCAAUCAGAGCAGAAAUAAGUGAGCUCAAGAUUUUGUGGAGGAGAAGAUUCACAGAACUACAACUAUGGUCAAUAUAACCUAGCAACAUUCGGAGGCCAGCAGAUGGUUGCCUAGAGUUUAACAGGAACGUAAUAGUUAUCAAUGAUUUGGAAUAAUCUGAAGGAUGAGGAUAGAGAGUUCUACUCAAAAAGACUUUCAGUAUAUUAAGAUGAGAAUAUUAAUGACGAGGAGGACAUAACCAACAUGGAUGAGGAACAACUACAGCAGUGGAUGUAGUAAAAAGAAUUCGAAAGGUAGCAGCAAAUGCUGUAUUAGAUAGAAAUUUCCCUCUCAAAGUUUAGAGAUAAUUUCAAGCAGUGA
Molecule: messenger RNA, 2259 nt
Organism: Stylonychia lemnae
Lineage: Eukaryota; Ciliophora; Spirotrichea; Sporadotrichida; Oxytrichidae
Source: the annotation of a GenBank genome assembly